Talaromyces proteolyticus is the source of this 2280-nucleotide messenger RNA. RefSeq names its product cytochrome P450. The coding region runs from base 220 to 1785 and encodes 521 amino acids. The transcript is spliced from 3 exons. The record is from RefSeq and is a predicted model, not a curated record. Gene Ontology annotation, molecular function: monooxygenase activity; oxidoreductase activity, acting on paired donors, with incorporation or reduction of molecular oxygen; iron ion binding. NCBI's taxonomy places the organism in Eukaryota, Fungi, Ascomycota, Eurotiomycetes, Eurotiales, Trichocomaceae.
UCGUUAUGACAAGAUUUUCAUGAUCGCCUAGUGCAUGGCAACCUAUGUGGAAGCGGGAUUACUCCGCACUCCCCCAGACCCCAGGAAGCAUUCCCGUUCCAUGUCGGUGUCUUUUCAACUAAACCGCCUAUUGAAGACACCAGCGCUUUAGCCCUCAUUGUUCCGUCUCAUCUUACAUUAACUCGCGAAAGUUCAUCGGCCAUAUCAUGCUACACCAUCAUGGCAAUCCAACAACUCUUAACCACACUCCAGGACAAGUUUAAGCCAGAAUCAAGUCUUCAGCAGCUUGCUACGGGACUUUUAUUGCUUCCAGUUCUCUAUGUGCUCAUCAAUGAGUUUAUCCGCAGCAACGCCCGCAUCCCUAAUUUAAAAGGUCCUCGUGGUCUGCCUCUUAUCGGGAAUCUGCAUCAAAUACGUAUCAACGCAGCGGAACAGUAUCGAAUAUGGUCCAGAAAAUACGGUGGAGCGUAUCAGAUUCAACUGGGAAAUAUCCCGAUUGUUGUCGUGAAUACAGCGGAGACGGCAAAGGCUAUCUUUGGAAACAAUGCGCUGAGCUCGAGGCCUGAGUUUUAUACUUUUCACAAGGUGCUAUCAAACACCGCUGGUACCACGAUUGGUACUUCGCCUUAUAGUGAUUCGCUUAAACGCCGCAGAAAAGGUGCUGCAUCCGCCCUCAAUAGACCUUCCGUGCAAACCUAUGUUUCCCACCUUGAUAUCGAGACCAAGGACUUCAUUAAAGAAUUACUAGAGUACGGUAAGGCCGGGAAGGCGGGAGUUGACCCGAUGCCCAUGAUUCAACGUCUAUCACUUAGUCUUGCUCUCACACUUAACUGGGGCAUUCGAAUGGAUUCUCAAAAAUCGGAUCUCUUCCAUGAAAUCACUCACGUCGAGGAAGAAAUCAGUCGGUUCCGCAGCACUACUGGUAAUCUACAAGACUAUAUCCCACUAUUGCGUCUUAACCCUUUCAAUUUCGAAUCACGCAAGGCGCAAGAUAUGCGUGACCGACGUGAUGUUUAUCUCACUGCGCUCAACAACGGCCUGGAUGAACGGAUCGCCAACGGAACACACAAGCCAUGCAUCCAGGCCAAUGUCAUCAUGGAUAAAGAGGCCAAACUGAACAAAGAAGAGCUUACCUCGAUUAGUUUGACAAUGUUGUCUGGAGGCCUUGAUACUAUCACCACCCUUGUCGCAUGGAGUCUUGCCUUGCUAGCUCAACGGCCAGAUAUCCAGGAUACUGCACUAGAGGCAAUCAAGGCGACUUAUGGGACCAAUAAACCACUAUGCGAUGCACUAGAUGAUCAGCAAUGCCAGUAUGUUGUCGCUCUGGUGCGUGAAUGUCUUCGGUACUAUACAGUUCUCCGCUUGGCCCUGCCUCGCGCGUCAAUUAAGGAUAUCACUUUUCAAGGAGUCCGCAUCCCAAAGGGAACAGUUAUCUUCCUCAAUGCGUGGGCCUGUAACAUGGAUCCCAAUGUAUGGGAAGACCCAGAAAUCUUCCGGCCCGAGCGCUGGCUCGACCAUGAUGAUGCUCCUCUAUUCACAUAUGGCAUGGGUUAUCGUAUGUGCGCUGGUUCAUUGCUAGCAAAUCGCGAGCUCUAUCUCGCUUUCAUCCGACUACUUAAUUCGUUCCGUAUCGAAAAGGUCGAUGAUGUUGACGUUCAUCCAGUUCGGGGUAACAUGGAUCCGACAAGUCUUGUGUCAAUGCCGAGGCGCUAUCGUGCUCGGUUUGUGCCCCGAAAUGAGACUGCUCUACGACGCGCUUUGAACGAGUUCGUUGCCGUGGAAUAAUUUCCGACCCUGUCUCCACCACCCCUUUUUUAUUUGCCUUUCCAUCUUCAAAUAAUCAUGGCGAACAGGGCAACAGAUAGGAGAGAAAAAUCUUUCGCAUGUAUCGUUCUUCUCAAAAUGGGUUUCUUUUGUUUCCAUUACUGUUUGAGUGUGGUAAGGCAUUAAAAAUCCGUUCUGACGUUAUGAUACUAAGAGUAAACCUUCGCAUGAGCUUGAUUUGUUUUGUUAGGCGUUCAUUGACGUAACUUUAAAAAACGCCGACCAAAGUUACUUACAAGAGAUCAGCAACUUCAGCUGGUCGGUGACUCGUGUCGACGCCUGCUUUCCCACGUUUUGACGAUCUUACCUACAUAAGGUAAGAGGUAAAUUCUUCAGAGACUCGCUUGGACAAUGCCCAGUCCUUAGUAGUGAAGGCAGAAUUUUAACAACUAAGACGUAGUUGAUUAGAAAAGCCGAGAAGAAAAGUACGUAUGCCCGUCGCCCAAUGGCUCACAG